AUGGGGCUUCUGCUUCUCGUCGGCUUCGGCUUGACGGUCGGCUUGACGCUCUCGCCCGCCGCCUCCACCCACGCAGCCCGGACUGGGAGUGUCGUGUGCUCGGCCGCGCGGCCGUCGGUGGGGUUCCGCGCCUCUGACGAGUUCCGCCACGGGCACGGCGGCGACGCGCUUGCCUCGUCCAAGGCGAUCGAUGGAAGCGUUGCAAUGAUGAUGAAUGUGGAUGGGCCCGCCACCCCGUCCAAGCAGCGUCCGCGGCCCGCGGCGGGAGUGCCGCUGCCCGCCAGCCCCAGUAACACUUUCCGCUACAGCGCCGGCGGCCCCUCGCUGGCGGCGACACGGGCGAUCGAUGGUACGGUCGCGAUGAUGCACAGCGGCUUCCUGUUUGACGUCUCCGACCCGGUCGGGCCUCUCGGCCUGUGGAGGGAGCUCGACCCGACGCGCAUCACGUGGGAGGCGCUCGUGCCGCAGUCCGGGGAGGUCUUCGGCACAGUCACAAUCUCGACCAUCUCGCUCGCGCUCCGCAUCUCCGCCAUCGACUCGGCGACUGAGGCGCGCCGGCCGCAGACUCGGGAGAACGCAACGCCCGCGCACCUCGACCCAGACAGAGAGCUGCGCCUCACCGGCCUCGUCACCCUCCUCGUCGGCGGCACGGGCGGGCUCAUCGGCUCGCACUCGCCCGGCCUCGUCGCACUCAACCAAGAGGUUGGCUCCGCGCGCACGAGCGGCGUCUGCCAGGCGCUGCUGCUGCUGCUGCUCUGGCCCUCACACCCGCUGCCCGGCCGGGCGGGCGUGGUGAUGCUCAUCGAGUGGCUGUGGGUCGUCCCGCGCGUGCGCAUGACGCGCCAGUCGCACGCCCUCGUCCUCGCGAUGACGGCCUACUCGCUCGUGUACGACAUGAUCUCGACCGUCUUCGGCGGGAUCCUCGUCGCCGCUCUGCUGCUCGUCGGCCGCUUCUCGCGCCUCUCCGUCCUCAAGUACCACGUCUCGAUGGCGUCGCAGGCGUCCAUCCGCCGCCGCUCCGUCGGCGAGUCGGCCCACUUGCGCGCGCAGGGCGAGCGGGUCCACAUCCUCGGCCUCGAGGGCUACCUCUUCGAGGGGCCGGCCGUCAAGCUCGUCAAGUACCUGCAGCGCGUCGUCGCGCGUCGUUCGACCAAGGCGCGCGCCGCGGGCAGCGGCGGCGCCAGCGGCGGCGGCGACGGCGGCGGCUAUGGCUAUGAUGGCGGCGGCGGGCGCGCUCACCGGAGCCACUCUCGGCCACCCCGCCACCCUGCUUUCCUCGUCCUUGACUUCUCGCACGUGCAGGGCAUCAACGAGACCGCUGCGGCGCUGCUGUGCAAGUUUCGGCGCUUGUGCCAGCAGCACGGCAUGCAGCUGGUCAUCGCCUGCAUCGGCCCAAACGACCUGCACCUUCUCGAGGCGCACGGCCGCGACGCGGACCUUCGAGUCUUCGGCAGCAUCCCCGACGCCAUCGAGUAUUGCGAGGACUCGAUCCUCGCGCAGUGGGACGGGACGACCGACGGGCCGUCGCCGAGCUCCCCGCGGCAGCAGGCGUGGCAGGGAGGCAGCAGCCCCCUCCCCCCGCUUCGCUCUGGCGGGGGAGUCGAAGCCUCGCACCCGAGGGAGCACGAGGGGCCCCCGGACCGCGACGCCAGGGCGCUGCAGCCUUCUGAGACCGCAAGCGGCACGCUCAACGGCUCGCUCAGGCCCCGCGCGGCCUCUGCGACGCACGCCCACGAGGCGCCAGCUGCACCUCCGAAGACGGGUCCGCAUUCCGGCCCGGUGGCGCCGCCUGACGAGCGGCAGGAGACUCGCUCCCACCUGCCCACGAUUGCCGCCUCGCCGCUCUCUACAUUCACCGCGGCCGUGUCGCCGGCGCUGUCGGCGCUCCCGCCGCCACUGACCAUCCCACCGGCCCGCAGCCUCGAGCCAGGGGAGGCUGCGUUCGGGCCUUCUCCUCCCGGGGACCAGGUGGCCGCCCCGACCACAAUCGUGGUCUCGAUCCCUGGGGCGGCCUCCACGGGCGCCGGCCGAGAGGCAGCCGAGAACGCCGCGGAUGUCCACGCGAGGGCGAGGUGGCCGCCCCCCGCCAGCCUCGAGGAGAUGCUCGCAGAGCAGCCGCCGUCCAACUCGUCCAGCUCGUCCAGCUCGUCUGGCGGAGUCGAGACCGCCGUCGGGGAGCUCCUCCCACCGGAGAGCUCCGACGAGGCCGACCGACCGCUCCACUCCGGCCACGACGAGGCGAAGCAGGACGGCGAGCGGCCCACGUCCUACGUACCAAAGCGCGAGCGGUCUGGCCACGCCAUGUUUGUGCCAGCGCAGCAGCGCCGCACCACUGGAACGCCGCGCACCACCGCACAGCAGCAGCAGCAGCAGCGGCAACAACAGAAACAGCCUUCGGUGCUGUCUUUGCCGCCAUCACAGCAGCAGCAGCAGCAGCAGCAGCAGCCACAGUCCUCGCCUAGCUGUGAGCACCCUCUCGAGCGGCGCGGCUCGGCGCCUAUCACUGCCAUCUUCGGCGGCAGCCGUCUACCGUCAGCAAGCAAGACAGAGAGCUUGCCGGGCGUGUCGUACCCAAGUCAGUUGCUCGCCGCCGCAUUUGGGCGCGCCGACGGCGGCGCCGAUCGCUCGCUUGGCAUGCCCAGAGGUGUCAGCUGCCAGCAGCUCGACGGGACGCGCGGCGCGCGCUCGGGCGACGAUCUUUGGAGGACCGCACGGCCGUCGCGGCCAGAGGGGCAGGCGGAGGCGGGCGCUGCAGACACGCGAACUGACGCAGCGGCGAGCUUUGACGAGGGCGGCGAGCUGGGCGCAGCGGUAGUAGCGGCUGGGGCGGUUGCGCCUGACCCGCCGCCGCCUUCGGCCGUCCUCGCGCCUCUUCUCCAUCUGAGCCGCACCGCAGAGGCGGACGCGGCGCUGCUCGUGGCGUCUGGUUCAUGGCGCGUCUACGGCGAGGACGAGGUGCUGUGCGAGCAAGGCGAGGUGAGCGAGGCGCUCUUCCUCGUCGCCCCCGGCCACGGGUCGGUGCUCGUGGAGGUGGAGGUUGGCCAUGUCGCGGGCGCCAUCCCUUCGCUCCUGACGGGGCAGCACGGAGGGCUGGUGGGAGCCGCUUCCCUGCUUACCCGAGCGCCUUGCUCCUACACCGUCUGCGCCGAUGAGCGCUCCUGGGUCCUCGCCAUCGACCGCACCGCGAUCCGCCACCUCUCCACGCAGCACCCACACUUGCUGAUCCGGCUGCAGCAGAUGGCGCUGCUGCAGGAGCCGCUCAACACGCGCCGGUUGCGCGUCAUGUCGCGGCUCUGGCUCGCCGGCGGCUGGUCGGGCGCCAACUUCGACCAGGUGACGGUGCGGGCGGCACAGGCCAGCAGCCGCUCGACGAGGGAGCGCGCGUGCAGCAAGGAGAAGCCCCGAUCGGACCCGCUUGCUGGAUUGCCAGCCGCGGAGUUCGGGCCGGGCACGCGCAGUGCGGCCGCAGACCCCGCGAUCUGCGACGAGGCCGGCGGCGCAGACUCCGUGUUUGGUACGCUGUGGUCGGUCGCCCCCGGCGAGGACCAGCCUUCGAUAAGCGACGCGCUGCAGGAGCACGCCCAGAUGCUGCGCCGUUUCGCCGUCGACAUCACGGGGCGGCAGAGCUCGAUCUCAGACAUGGCGGCGCGGUGGGGCAGGGUGCUCGAGCAGCUACAUGCCGAGCAUCCGGGCGCGGAGUCGGAGGCGCUCGAGGCGCACCGCUACGUCGUGUCGGCCCCUCCUGCACGCAGGUUCUCGUCGGCUCCAUCCGACUGCGCCUCGCCGAGCUGGUACCAGCAGCCCACGCGGCGGCAGGCGGAUGGGGAGGGGUCGCCGAAGCCUCCACAUAUGCUCCCGUGAUUCAAUUAUUCUGCGCGGAACUACAGUCAAAUAUUCUGCACGUCAUGUGCCGGUUACGUGUGUGCAAUGUCGGCAGAGCCGUGUCCUCUGGCUGCUCCUCUCACCUCUGCACGAUGACACAACGCUUGAAAAACCAUUCUGACGAGCC
This is a messenger RNA of Emiliania huxleyi CCMP1516, 4009 nucleotides long. RefSeq lists its product as hypothetical. The record is from RefSeq and is a predicted model, not a curated record. The coding region runs from base 1 to 3861 and encodes 1286 amino acids. The transcript has 7 exons. Lineage: Eukaryota; Haptophyta; Isochrysidales; Noelaerhabdaceae.